Molecule: messenger RNA, 3336 nt
Organism: Theobroma cacao (cacao)
Lineage: Eukaryota; Viridiplantae; Streptophyta; Magnoliopsida; Malvales; Malvaceae
Source: RefSeq, a predicted model, not a curated record
AAUGUUGUGUAACUCGUUGCAGGGAAUGACGAUAUUGACGAUGUCAGCAUCUAUUCAUGGUCUAAAACCAGCUUGCAAAAACAACGUUUGCCAUCCGACGGGAUUGCAAACUGGAGUGUUCUUUCUAGGACUGUACUUGAUAGCCCUGGGAACCGGAGGGAUUAAACCUUGUCUUUCAUCCUUUGGUGCAGAUCAGUUCGAUGACUCUAAUGGGGCGGUAAAGAAAAAGAAGAGCUCUUUCUUCAAUUGGUUCUAUUUUUCAGUCAAUAUUGGUGCCCUUGUUGCUGGCUCCGUCCUUGUCUGGAUACAAACCAAUGUAGGAUGGGCUUGGGGGUUUGGCAUUCCAGCUGUUGCUAUGGCGAUUGCAGUUGCAAGUUUCUUUUCAGGUACUAGGCUCAGAAACCAGAAACCAGGAGGGAGUCCCCUGACCCGCAUCUUCCAGGUUCUAGUUGCUUCCUUCAGGAAAGUUCGGGUAGAAGUACCUGCUUACAAGUCUCUUCUAUUUGAGACUGCGGAUGAGGAAUCUGCUGUCAAAGGAAGCCGCAAGCUUGAUCACACAAAGCAGUUGAGUUUCUUUGACAAGGCAGCUGUGGAGACUUCGUCUGAUCGAAUCAAAGGAUCCAUAAAUCCAUGGAGACUGUGCACUGUAACCCAAGUAGAAGAGCUUAAAUCCAUCGUAAGAUUACUUCCUGUAUGGGCCACAGGUAUAAUCUUUUCUGCUGUAUACAGUCAAAUGGGCACAUUAUUCGUCCUGCAAGGCAACACUAUGGACCUUCACAUGGGAGGAUCAUUCGAGAUCCCUUCAGCUUCACUUUCCCUCUUCGACACAAUCAGUGUCAUCUUCUGGGUUCCAGUUUAUGACCGUUUCAUUGUUCCACUCGCGAGAAAGUUCACCGGCCAUAAAAAUGGAUUCACUCAACUUCAACGCAUAGCAAUUGGCCUUGUCAUUUCCAUCUUUGCCAUGUUGGCUGCUGGCACUUUGGAGCUUGUCAGGCUCCGCCAAGUGAAGAAGCACAAUUACUACGAGCUUAAGCACAUGCCAAAGUCAAUAUUUUGGCAGGUUCCCCAGUACUUCAUCAUAGGCUGUGCUGAAGUUUUCACCUUUAUUGGGCAAUUGGAGUUCUUCUAUGAGCAAGCCCCAGAUGCCAUGAGGAGGCUGUGCUCUGCUCUCUCACUUACAACAGCUGCCUUGGGAAACUAUCUGAGCACAUUGCUUGUCAAUAUCGUGACGGAUUUCAGCACCAGGCACGGUAAUCCUGGCUGGAUACCAGACAACUUGAACUACGGUCAUCUUCACUACUUUUUCUGGCUUCUGGCUGUGUUAAGCUUAUUGAUUCCAAGCCUUCAAGGGUAGAAAGGUUGCUCCAUAGAUAAGAUGGGAGAAGAUGAUAUCUAUACAAAUGAUGGGACAGUGGAUAUCCAUAAGAAUCCUGCCAACAAGAGUAAAACUGGGAAUUGGAAAGCCUGCCGAUUCAUUCUUGGAAAUGAAUGUUGUGAACGUUUGGCAUACUAUGGGAUGGGGACCAAUUUGGUGAACUAUCUUGAACAGCGUCUCAAUCAGGGAAAUGUGACUGCAUCAAACAAUGUCACAAAUUGGUCAGGGACCUGCUACAUUACACCGUUGAUUGGGGCUUUUCUAGCUGAUGCAUAUUUGGGAAGAUAUUGGACAAUUGCUGGUUUCUCAAUCAUCUAUGUCCUUGGUAUGACACUCUUAACAUUGUCUGCUUCUGUCACUGGACUAAAGCCAUCAUGCAAUGGGGAUGUCUGCCACCCAACAGCAUCACAAUCUGCAGUCUUCUUUGUAGCCUUAUACAUGAUUGCUCUUGGUACUGGUGGAAUUAAGCCAUGUGUCUCGUCGUUUGGUGCUGAUCAGUUUGAUGAAACUGACGACAUUGAGAGGAAGAAGAAGAGCUCUUUCUUUAACUGGUUUUACUUCUCAAUCAAUAUUGGAGCACUUGUCGCUUCCUCAGUUCUAGUAUGGAUACAAAUGAAUGUUGGUUGGGGCUGGGGUUUUGGAAUCCCAGCAGCCGCAAUGGCCAUUGCGGUUGUAUUCUUCUUUUCUGGGAGUCGAAUGUAUCGCCUCCAAAGACCUGGGGGGAGUCCACUUACAAGGAUAUUUCAGGUUAUAGUUUCAUCCUUUAGAAAACUUAAUGUGAAAGUCCCUGCUGAUGAAUCCCUUCUUUAUGAGACUGCUGACCAGGAAUGCAGUAUUCAAGGAAGCCGAAAACUAGAGCACACAGAUAAGUUAAAGUUCUUUGACAAGGCUGCUGUAGAGACCCAAACUGACUAUGUUAAGGGCUCGGUAAAUCCAUGGAGACUAUGCACGGUAACUGAAGUUGAGGAGCUCAAAUCCAUUAUCAGGUUGCUUCCAAUAUGGGCAUCCGGAAUUGUGUUUGCUACUGUUUACAGUCAAAUGAGCACUAUGUUUGUUUUACAAGGCAACACAAUGGAUCAACACAUGGGUCCGCACUUCAAGAUCCCUUCUGCAUCCCUCUCCCUCUUCGAUACUCUUAGUGUUAUCUUUUGGGCACCUGUCUAUGACAGAAUCAUUGUCCCAUGGGCAAGGAAAUUCACAGGCAAGGAGCGAGGCUUCACUCAGCUCCAACGAAUGGGGAUUGGCCUUGUCAUUUCUAUCUUCUCAAUGGUCACUGCAGGUAUUUUGGAGGUGGUCCGGCUCAAGAUUGUCAGGAAGAACAACUACUAUGAUCUUGAGUACAUCCCCAUGUCAAUUUUCUGGCAAGUCCCACAAUAUUUCCUAAUCGGAUGUGCAGAAGUUUUCACAUUCAUCGGACAGCUGGAGUUUUUCUAUGACCAGGCACCUGAUGCUAUGAGAAGCAUGUGCUCAGCCCUCUCACUAACUACUGUUGCAUUAGGCAAUUAUCUGAGCACUUUGCUCGUUACCAUUGUGAGUAAAGUGACCACAAGGGAUGGGAAGCUUGGAUGGAUCCCGGAUAACCUGAACCGGGGUCAUCUUGACUAUUUCUACUGGCUCUUGGCUAUCCUCAGCCUGGUUAACUUCUUGGUCUAUCUAUGGAUUGCAAGGUGGUAUACAUACAAAAAGGCAACUGGACGCCCUUAUUGACACUGUAAAUCCUAGGAACGCCAAGAGCAAGAUGCCCCCUUGAAAUUACCUACUGCUUUGGAGAUUUCAGUUUACUACAAUACUAUUUGUGGAAUUUGCUGAUUUUUUAAGAUUUACUCUUAGUUUGCUUGAUUGUUUUAAAGAAGAUUUAGUACUUGUAAAUAUUGUUACAUUAAAUUUAAUUCUCAAUCUAGUGCAGGGAUGACUGCUAUUUUUAAUUGGUUCAAAUUAAAUUGCAGAUAGUUUCUGUUUGA